Anas platyrhynchos (mallard) is the source of this 1498-nucleotide messenger RNA. NCBI's taxonomy places the organism in Eukaryota, Metazoa, Chordata, Aves, Anseriformes, Anatidae. The record is from RefSeq and is a predicted model, not a curated record.
UUCUGAGGGAAGCAAUGAGACUGAAACUUCUGCGCCUUCAGGCUGGAUCUUUCCACUCUUUAACAACCAUAUGCCGACACCAAACCUUUAAUAGAACUGGACCUCCACUACCAAAGCUGCAUAAUGAACUUGACAGGACAGCAAGGAAGAUUGGGAAUUUGUUUGCUCUGAAAACUGCUUCUUCUUGUUUGACAAGUCAAUGUGUGCAAGUGAAGAAUUGGCAAUUGAUCCAAGGAAAUGUACCAGCUUUGGGAAAAAAUGUUCAUUAUCAGAGCAGGGAGAUGUUUUUUCCACCCUGGAAACAUUUUGGUAUGGCAGCAAUGGGAAACUACAAGCUCAAUACGGAGCAUAUUAAAAGGCUUUGGAACAUGUCACCAAGAUUUCACUCCAUUGUAGCAGCUUCUAAAAUGAUUCCAAAACAGAGUAACCAGCCAGUUAAGAGGCCACCAAAGGCACCAAGGACCAAGCAGCCAUCCAGAGCUAACCAGCCACUACCAUCAGAAAUGGAGAAUCUGAUGCAGUGCACAGCCUUUGCAACAGCAGAUGAGUAUCAUCUUGGUAAUCUGUGUCAUGACCUGACUUCACAUGGAUAUGUUGAAAUAACAAGUUUGCCUAGAGAUGCUGCAAAUGUUUUGGUGAUUGGUACUGAGAAAUCUGCAAAAGAUGAUGAUGCUGGCAUGAUUUUUUUCUUCAGGGAAGGGGCUGUUGUGUUUUGGAAUGUGGAAGAGAAAAGUAUGAAGAAUAUAAUGCGAGUGCUAGAACAGCAUGAAAUUCAGCCAUAUGAAGUUGCACUCGUCCAUUGGGAGAAUGAAGAGAUGAACUAUAGAAUAGGAGAAGGGCAGUCAAAACUUCAUAAGGGAGAAAUCUUGUUAAAUUCUGAGCUGGAUAUCGAUGAAGUUGUUCUGCAGAAAUUUGCCUUUUCGAAUGCCCUUUGUCUUUCUGUAAAACUGGCUAUCUGGGAAUCAUUAUUGGACAAUUUUGUAGAGUCAAUCCAGUCAAUUCCUGAGAUACUAAAAUCAGGAAGAAAGGUGAAACUGUCUCAUGCAGAUGUCAUGCAGAAAAUUGGAGAACUCUUUGCAUUAAGACACCGCAUAAAUCUGAGUUCCGACCUGCUGAUAACACCUGACUUCUACUGGGACAGAGAAAAACUGGAAGAGCUUUAUGACAAAACUUGCCAGUUUCUCAACAUUAAUCGCAGAGUCAAGGUAAUGAAUGAAAAGCUUCAACACUGCAUGGAGUUGACAGACCUAAUGAGAAAUCACCUGAAUGAGAAACACGCUCUGCGCCUUGAGUGGAUGAUAGUAAUACUCAUCACCAUAGAGGUUUUGUUUGAACUUGCAAGGGUAGUUUUCUGACCACAGAAGAAACUCUGGACAAAAACUGACAAAGCAAUAAAGACCAUGUGGCCAAGAAAAUGCUUCUGGAAAAUAGUGGAAUUGUCUCUCUUGAUAAAUAUGUACAUAUUCUGCUGAAAUAAAAAACAAAUCUGUGAACAUUC